UAUUAAAUAAGGAACACUAGCGUACGUAAGAGAUACACUCGAAAUACAAAAUGCCAGAAAAUGAAUCUAAAUCGGCUCUUGAUGCCAUUUAUACAUCUGAAAAAAUGGGUAACGAUGAAAGUGGAAGUGGAACUGAAUCUAAGCCUUUUAAAACAAUACUACAAGCUAUGAGACAUGCGGGUCAAGAGCCAUUUCCUGAAAUUUAUCAAGAUUCAAAAGAAGAUGAAAAAGUUUACGAGCUUGCUUCUAAGUCACAACUUAAAAAAAUUCACAAAAUUUGGAUUAGAGAAAAAUAUAAUAACAGAGAAAAGCAAAAAAAGCUACAAGAAGAUGAAGAAAAAAGAGUUAAAAAUUUAGAAGAAUCGAAAUCUAUUAUUAUUGAAGAAGACAAAAAUUUACCUGCUGCAAUUCUUAUUAAAAUUAAUAAAAUUCAAAACUACAAAGAACAAAGAAUAAGAAUAUUUGGUUGGGUACACAGAUUAAGACGUCAAGGAAAAUCAUUGAUAUUCGUAACAUUAAGAGAUGGUACAGGAUUCCUUCAAUGUAUAUUGAAUGAUAAAUUAUGUCAAACGUAUGACGCUCUUGUACUUAAUACAGAAGCUUCUAUCGAAUUGUUUGGAAUACUCAAACCUGUUCCAGAAGGAAAAACAGCUCCAGGUGGACUAGAGUUAAUAGUGGAUUAUUGGAAACUUAUUGGAAAUUCACCUCCUGGUGGAGCUGAUUCAAUUUUAAAUGAAGAAGCUCAUCCAGAUGUGCAACUUGAUAACCGACACAUAAUGAUUCGAGGUGAAAAUACUUCUCGUAUUUUGAUUAUGAGAUCAAUAUUAACCCAAGCAUUUAGGGAUCAUUACAAAGAUAGAGGAUAUUGUGAAAUAACGCCUCCAACUCUUGUACAAACUCAAGUUGAAGGAGGUUCAACUCUAUUCAAACUUAAUUAUUUUGGAGAGGAAGCAUAUUUAACACAAAGCUCUCAACUUUAUCUUGAAACUUGUAUACCUGCGAUGGGUGAUGUAUAUUGUAUAGCUCAAUCUUAUAGAGCAGAGCAGUCGAGAACUAGAAGGCAUCUUGCAGAAUACACACAUAUUGAGGCAGAAUGUCCAUUUAUCACUUUUGAUGAUUUACUUGACAGACUUGAAGAUCUAAUUUGCGACGUUGUAGAUAAAGUUUUAAAAUCACCAAUGGGAACUCUCGUUCAAGAAUUAAAUCCUAAUUUUCAAAUUCCAAAGCGACCAUUCAGAAGAAUGGAUUAUACACAGGCUAUUGAAUAUUUAAAGGAAAAUAACAUUACUAAAGAUGAUGGAAGUUUUUAUGAAUUUGGAGAGGAUAUACCUGAAAUGCCAGAAAGGAAAAUGACAGACAAGAUUAAUGAACCAAUAAUGCUAUGUCGUUUUCCGGCAGAAAUUAAGUCUUUUUACAUGCAACGUUGUCCCGAAGAUAAUCGGUUAACAGAAUCUGUUGAUGUUUUACUUCCAAAUGUUGGUGAAAUUGUAGGAGGAUCAAUGCGUAUUUGGGAUCAUGAAGCUUUAUUAGAAGGUUAUAAAGGCGCAAAUAUAGAUCCAACUCCAUAUUAUUGGUAUACAGAUCAGAGAAAAUAUGGAACAUGCCCUCAUGGAGGUUACGGUCUUGGCUUAGAAAGAUUUAUUUGUUGGCUUUUAAACAGAUAUCAUAUCAGAGAAGUUUGUCUGUAUCCUCGCUUUUUGGAACGCUGUCGUCCAUAAAUUAAAAAUUUUAAACAAAAUAUAUGCUUCCAGCAACCUUUAUUUUAAU
Messenger RNA from Ceratosolen solmsi marchali, 1767 nucleotides. It is a transcript of the gene AsnRS, whose product is annotated as asparagine--tRNA ligase. Bases 51 to 1718 code for a protein of 555 amino acids. Lineage: Eukaryota; Metazoa; Arthropoda; Insecta; Hymenoptera; Agaonidae. Gene Ontology annotation, biological process: asparaginyl-tRNA aminoacylation. Gene Ontology annotation, cellular component: cytoplasm. The record is from RefSeq and is a predicted model, not a curated record. The transcript is spliced from 10 exons. Gene Ontology annotation, molecular function: asparagine-tRNA ligase activity; ATP binding; nucleic acid binding.